Bursaphelenchus okinawaensis is the source of this 1456-nucleotide messenger RNA. NCBI's taxonomy places the organism in Eukaryota, Metazoa, Nematoda, Chromadorea, Rhabditida, Aphelenchoididae. The record is from the annotation of a GenBank genome assembly.
AUGAAUCUACACUUCCAGCCAACUGAUGACAAUCCUUACGCUUGGGAUUUUGCUGACAAUAUUACUGGUAUGCCUACUAAACCUUAUGAUGAAUUGGAGAGCAUAUCGCUACUGUUGAGGAUCAGUUAUAUAGCAGAGACGUCAUUGGGUGGCACUCUGUCAUUUACUAUGUUAUACUUGGUCUUGUGCAAAAGUAACAGUCAGCUGAAACCGUACAGUAGAAUGUUACUGUUGUGUACUCUAACUGACAUUACUUACUGGGCUACUGAUAACUUUAUUCAAGUGGUAAGUUAAACAUUUUUUUACAUUUUUUUAAACUUAAAAAAUUUUGAAAAUUUUACAUUUUCUUUUAUUGUCACUUUACAUCCUAAACUCUGCUGUAGUAUAAUAUAUAAUAAUAUUUAGAAGUCAAAGUUAUCUGACGGAGUAUUCAUGGUGAAGAUGGAAGGUCCAGCACGUUAUUUAUCAUACAACGGUCAAGUCGUAUCAAUGUCGGUAUACGUGAUAUUUUUAUCGUUUAUACACACUAUUCUGCCAGCGCAGUACUAUUACAGGUAUUACUUAGUUACAAGGUUAGUUAAUUUGCAUUAAUUACAAUUAAAAUUUCUGACAUUUAUUACUUGUUAAUGUACUUGUACGGACACGAAAUACUAUAAAGCUUAUUUUCAGAUCAAAAACUUUGAGCAUUUGUCAAACUUUGGUGUUAUACACGAUAUCAUUUAUGUUUGCCUUUCCUAUGGGUCUUAUAGCAUAUCCUGCUUACAGUAUAUCAGCUCAAGAAAGGCCUGGAUUCAAUUACGGUACCCUAUGGUUCAGAGAAGUUCCUGUGCCACCAAUACUUUAUGCUGAUAUUGUAGGUUUUGCAUUACAUUUUCUUCUUAGAUUUUACAACUUAUUUAUUUUUUUACCAUGCUUUCGGUAAUUCAAAAUUAGAAUAAAUUAUUUCAAAAUUUCAUUUUACCACACAAACCUAUUAAAUUGUAACAAUAAAGCUAGUUGUCUACUACAAACUAAAAUACUCUUUCGUAAACGUGUGACACACAGUAAAGUACAAAAAGUGUCACUUGAUAAACCCAAAGAUAUCAAGUUUAGUAGUUUAGGUUAAAAAUGUUAACCUGACAAAAUUUGUAGUUCAGGCUUACUUAAAAACCGAAUUUUAUUAAAAAGUAAUUCAGAAAAUGAUAGAAAACGACUUUUUAAAUGUCAUACAAAAAUAAAAGCUGGACUGCGUAUGCUUAACAGAAAUUACUUUCAGCGUAGCAUAUACCACAAAAGCUACUUUAUCUAUGCUAUCAUGAUGGUAGGCGGUGGGUAUGUAUUUGCAUUAGGAUUUGCUUACAAAACCAUGGUAUAUCUUCGAACUCACAAAAAUGUAUUUACCUCACGUACUAAAGCCAUGCACGAUCAACUCUCAAGAGCCCUAUUGUUCCAGGUAAUAAUUUAUUUUGGUUACUAG